Molecule: messenger RNA, 2199 nt
Organism: Pleuronectes platessa (European plaice)
Lineage: Eukaryota; Metazoa; Chordata; Actinopteri; Pleuronectiformes; Pleuronectidae
Gene: pgm1
Product: phosphoglucomutase 1
Exons: 11
Coding region: 78-1763 (561 amino acids)
Biological process (GO): carbohydrate metabolic process
Cellular component (GO): cytosol
Molecular function (GO): phosphoglucomutase activity; magnesium ion binding
Source: RefSeq, a predicted model, not a curated record
AGUCGUCCGCUCCGCGUCGGGCCGGAUCACCGCGGUUCACUCUGACCGACCAGAGGAGCUCACAGUGCGGGUCAAACAUGGUGAAAAUAACCACGGUGAAGACCAAGCCGUACGCGGACCAGAAGCCCGGCACGAGCGGCCUGAGGAAGCGGGUGACCGUGUUCCAGCAGAACCAGCACUAUGCGGAGAACUUCAUCCAGAGCACCAUCUCCGUCGUGGAGCCGUCCGAGCGGCAGGCGGCCGCCCUGGUGGUGGGAGGGGACGGCCGCUUCUUCAUGAAGGAGGCGAUCCAGCUCAUCGUGCAGAUCGCCGCCGCCAACGGGAUUAAUCGUCUGGUGAUUGGUCAGAAUGGCAUCAUGUCCACGCCUGCAGUCUCCUGCGUGAUCCGCAAGAUAAAGGCAGUCGGGGGCAUCAUCCUCACAGCCAGCCACAACCCAGGUGGCCCCAAUGGAGACUUUGGCAUCAAGUACAACAUCGCCAGUGGAGGACCUGCUCCAGAGGCCAUCACAAACAAAAUAUUUGAGGCCAGCAAAAGCCUGCAGGAGUAUCACAUCUGCCCAGAGCUGAAAGUGGAUCUGGCUACAAUUGGCAAGCAGACAUUUGAAGUGGACACUUUCAAACCUUUCACAGUGGAGAUCGUGGACUCGGUGGACGCCUAUGCUGAGAUGCUGAGAGGCAUCUUUGACUUUGCAGCACUGAAGGAGCUUCUCUCUGGAGCAAAUCACAUUAACGUGCGACUGGAUGCUAUGCAUGGAGUGGUCGGUCCUUACGUGAAGAAGAUCAUCUGUGAGGAGCUGGGUUCUCCUGCCAACUCGGCCAUCAACUGCGUCCCCAAGGAGGACUUCGGGGGCCACCACCCCGACCCCAACCUGACCUAUGCUGCCGACCUGGUCAACACCAUGAAGGGAGGAGAAUAUGACUUUGGAGCCGCUUUCGAUGGUGAUGGUGACCGUAACAUGGUGCUGGGUAAACAUGGCUUCUUCGUGAACCCCUCAGACUCCGUGGCUGUCAUCGCUGCCAACUUCGCCAGUAUCCCUUACUUCCAGAAGACUGGUAUCAAAGGACUGGCCCGCAGUAUGCCCACCAGUGGAGCCCUGGACAAUGUGGCCAAAGCUCUUAAGAUGCAGCUGUACGAGACUCCAACUGGCUGGAAGUUCUUUGGGAACCUGAUGGAUGCCGGCAAACUCUCCCUGUGUGGAGAGGAGAGCUUCGGCACCGGCUCAGAUCACAUCCGUGAGAAGGACGGCCUGUGGGCGGUGCUCGCAUGGCUGUCGAUCUUAGCCACCAGGAAACAGAGCGUGGAAGACAUCAUGAAGGAUCACUGGCAGAAGUUUGGCAGGAACUUCUUCACCAGGUACGACUACGAGGAGGUCGACUCAGACUCGGCCAACAAGAUGAUCACGGAACUGGAGACGGCGAUGUUCGACCCGUCCUUCGUAGGAAAGAAGUUGUCCUCGGGCGAUAAGACUUACGAGGUGGCUGUGUCGGACAACUUCUCCUACACGGACCCUGUCGACGGCAGUGUUUCCAAAAACCAGGGCCUCAGGAUCAUCUUCUCCGACGGCUCCAGGAUUAUUUUCCGUCUCAGCGGUACAGGCAGCGCGGGAGCAACCAUCAGGCUCUACAUUGACAGCUAUGAGAAGGACCCCCAGAAGAUUUACCAGGACCCACAGGUCAUGCUGGCUCCACUCGUAGACAUCGCCCUGAAGGUUUCUCAGCUCCGGGAGCGGACUGGACGUACCGGCCCGACUGUGAUCACAUGAUUCCUCAGCAACUGGAGGGGGGGGGGUGAAGCUGCCCUCGAAUUCUGUCUUGUGUUCCGUUAAAAAAACCCCACAGAGCUGGAUGUUCAAGUGAAACCCAAACAUCCCGUAUUCCAGUAUCCACUGCCGCCUUAUAGUGUUGAUGUGCGUUCAGACAAAUUCCUAAAAAAUGUAAGAUUUGAAAUUAUUAACAAAUUUAAGGGACAUUUUAAGGGGAUUUAAACACUCAAAUCUAAUCUGUUUGUUCACGUGUUUCCAUAUCUGUCUCUGAUCUCUCAUACAUCACAAGUUGGGGCAGUCUCACCCCCCGUGUCAAUACAUUUCCCCCGACUGACCCAGUGCCUUCCCUCUCCCUCUGUUCUCCACCACCACCCUAACUAAAGCCUUGAGAACUAACUCAUCCACCAUUAAUAAAAGAUAUUUACGUCUCAAAUAA